This is a messenger RNA of Myiozetetes cayanensis, 958 nucleotides long. RefSeq names its product dual specificity protein phosphatase 13-like. NCBI's taxonomy places the organism in Eukaryota, Metazoa, Chordata, Aves, Passeriformes, Tyrannidae. The transcript has 5 exons. The coding region runs from base 344 to 958 and encodes 204 amino acids. Gene Ontology annotation, molecular function: protein tyrosine/serine/threonine phosphatase activity; MAP kinase phosphatase activity. Gene Ontology annotation, cellular component: cytoplasm. Gene Ontology annotation, biological process: protein dephosphorylation; negative regulation of MAPK cascade. The record is from RefSeq and is a predicted model, not a curated record.
GCUGUAUUUAGAGUCAGCCACCUGCUUGGAACAUCAAGCAGCGGCAAAGAGCCUGCUUCAGCAGAAAACUGCCCUGUGGGUCCUGCAGCAGCACCUUCCAGCAGGCCUUCCUCUGCCUAAAUCUGCGUGUGGCCUCCGAAGGGGUCAGCGCCUGAAGACAGUCAGACCCUGUCAGCCUGGGAAUGCUCUGAGGCUGGCACUCCCUCUGCCCAGGAACUGCCAGAGCUGCAAGGUGGAAGUAAAUCACGUGGGUGAAGAGUGGCCUAAUCUCUACAUAGGCAAUAUACAGCUGCUUUACCAAACCCAGGAAAAAGAAAAGCUGUCUCUGAUACAGCCUGAGUGCAUGCAAAAGAGCAGCAAGAUGCCUCACACCAAAGACUCUUCAUCUCUGACUAGCAAUGAUUCCUAUGAAACACCAGCACUAUCAGACCUCCAGCGGCUUCUGUGGUUCAGAGGAGGGUCUGAUAAUCAUGUGGACCAAGUCUGGCCAAAUAUCUACCUGGGAGAUGCGUGGGCUGCCAGGAGCAAAACUACUCUUCAAAGCCUCAACAUUACUCAUAUCCUUAAUGCAGCAGAUGGACCAUAUAGCAUCAACACAGGAGCCAAAUAUUAUGAAGAUCUGCAAAUAAAGUACUAUGGAGUAGAAGCAUUUGAUGAUCCUUCCUUUGAUUUAAGUAUCUUCUUCUAUGAUGCUGCCAAUUUCAUAGGCCAGGCCUUAAAAUCUUCAGGAGGUAAGGUGUUUGUUCAUUGUGCCAUGGGAGUGAGCCGCUCAGCGACUUUAGUGCUUGCCUUUUUAAUGAUCCAUGAAAACAUGACACUCGUGGAUGCUUUGAAGACAGUCGGUGCUCACAGAGACAUCUGCCCAAAUUCAGGGUUCCUCAGCCAGCUCCGGGAUUUGGACAUUAAACUGAAUGAAGAGAAGAAAAGAUCCAGAGCAUCUACUACCAAGGAGCUGUAA